This is a messenger RNA of Anoplophora glabripennis (Asian longhorned beetle), 4339 nucleotides long. It is a transcript of the gene Sf3b1, whose product is annotated as splicing factor 3B subunit 1. The record is from RefSeq and is a predicted model, not a curated record. The coding region runs from base 633 to 4139 and encodes 1168 amino acids. Gene Ontology annotation, molecular function: mRNA binding. NCBI's taxonomy places the organism in Eukaryota, Metazoa, Arthropoda, Insecta, Coleoptera, Cerambycidae. Gene Ontology annotation, biological process: spliceosomal complex assembly. Gene Ontology annotation, cellular component: U2 snRNP; catalytic step 2 spliceosome; U2-type prespliceosome. The transcript has 8 exons.
AUAUAAAUUUACUUAAACAAUAUCUAAUCAUUUCCUCAAACUAACAGUAAAUAAUGUGAAGCAAAAGAUAAUCUAUUUAGCCAGCAAAAAGUCAAUUGUAACUAAUGCACUUUUAAUAUCUUAAGAGUGUACGUCUUAAAAUGUUGUAUUUGCUGUAAAAAAUAUACUGUCACAGGCAGUAAACAUAAAUUUAAUUAGAAACAUCCCUUAUUUUGCAAUUCAUUUAUUGGGGUAUAUGAAUGAGGAAUAACUGUUGGUAUGUAUGUGAAGGUUGAAAGGCUACAUCGAAUAAAAAAAAUAAUGUAGGCAUAUUUAUAUAUUCACAAGUACAAAGAAACUAAUAUAAUGAUUUUGUUCUUUGGGAGAAGUCACCAUUUAGGGGUGUGUCGCCUAAAAAGAAGUAAUGCUCGACGUGUUUAUAAUGGAAGGGUAUCAGUUAAGUUGGUAAACAAAACCUUUGUUAAAGAGUGAAAGAGUGUGUGCGAAGUAUAGAAAAUUAUUAAUUACCCCAGCCUAUUUCUAGGUUCGAUUUGACCAGUUGUUUUUCAAGAAUCAGCCAGAUUUUGUUGUGAUGGAGCUGCCAGACACGUGGGAAAACGCCAGACUUGCAAUCGAGGAGCUAUUCGCAGAUUAUGAAAGAGCAGAUGCUCAAGGGUGAGGAGAAUGAGAUUCGCAAGAAGAUAUUUGAAAAGGCCAAAGAUGGAUCGCUGAAAAUUACCAAUGGGGAAGCCAAAUCGACUCCCAAGAAACGAGGAAGGUGGGAUCAGACUGUAGAUGAGGUUGUAGUACCAACCAAGAAAAAAACGCUCAGUAUUUCUACCAGUAGCAACGCGGCGACUCCAGUUUGGGAAGGAGACAAAACGCCUGCAGAUAUCCGUUGGGAUGAAACUCCCGGUCACAAAGGCAGUGAAACUCCUGGAGCUACUCCUGGGCAAUCCACAAGAAUUUGGGAUGCCACACCCGGUGCUGCGACUCCUGGCCGUGAAACACCGGGUCACGGCGGAGACAAGAGCACGUCCAGAAGGAACCGUUGGGAUGAAACUCCGAAAACCGAACGCGAGACACCUGGACAUUCCAGUGGUUGGGCUGAGACACCCAGGACAGAUCGCACUGGGGCUGAUUUGAUUCAGGAGACACCUACACCUGGGGCUUCGAAACGUAGGUCUAGGUGGGAUGAGACCCCUUCUGCAACUCCGACACAAGCAAUGACGCCGGGCGCAAUGACUCCAUCAACACCGCAUGGGACUCCUGGACAUAUGACUCCAAUGUUGACUCCUGGAGGGUCCACGCCAGUUGGACCGAAGGCCAUGGCGAUUAGCACCCCAACACCAGGUCACUUGGCUUCAAUGACUCCCGAACAACUGCAAGCCUACAGAUGGGAACGAGAAAUAGAUGAACGUAACCGUCCCUACUCUGACGAGGAAUUGGAUGCCAUGUUCCCUCCAGGUUAUAAGGUCCUUCCACCCCCUGCUGGUUACAUUCCCAUCAGAACACCAGCAAGAAAACUGACAGCUACUCCAACACCUCUAGUCGGGGGUACCCCUCAAGGUUUCUUCAUUCAAACCGAAGAUAAAACCGCGAAAUAUCUGGAUAACCAGCCAAAGGGACAAAAUUUGCCGUUCAUGAAGCCUGAAGAUGCGCAGUACUUUGAUAAAUUAUUAGUUGAUGUGGAUGAAGAAGCUUUGAGCCCCGAAGAGCAAAAGGAACGUAAAAUUAUGAAGCUUUUGCUGAAAAUUAAGAAUGGAACUCCACCGAUGCGUAAAGCUGCUCUGAGACAGAUAACGGACAAAGCUAGAGAAUUCGGCGCUGGUCCGUUGUUCAACCAGAUACUCCCGCUGCUUAUGAGCCCCACUUUGGAGGAUCAAGAACGUCACUUGCUUGUCAAAGUCAUCGACAGGAUCUUGUACAAACUUGACGAUCUCGUCAGACCUUACGUCCACAAAAUUUUGGUCGUUAUUGAGCCGCUUCUCAUCGAUGAAGAUUACUAUGCUAGAGUGGAGGGUCGUGAGAUUAUCUCCAAUCUUGCUAAGGCUGCUGGUCUGGCCACUAUGAUCUCUACGAUGCGUCCCGAUAUCGACAACAUCGACGAGUACGUGAGGAACACCACGGCGAGGGCUUUUGCCGUGGUAGCAUCCGCCUUGGGCAUUCCCUCGCUAUUGCCGUUUUUGAAGGCUGUGUGUCGAUCGAAGAAGUCGUGGCAGGCCAGGCAUACUGGUAUCAAGAUCGUUCAGCAGAUCGCUAUCCUUAUGGGUUGCGCCAUUUUGCCGCACUUGAAAUCAUUGGUAGAGAUUAUCGAGCAUGGAUUGGUAGACGAACAGCAGAAAGUUAGGACGAUUACUGCUUUGGGUAUUGCGGCUUUAGCAGAGGCAGCGACACCAUACGGUAUCGAAAGUUUUGACUCUGUCCUUAAGCCCCUGUGGAAGGGUAUCCGUACCCACCGCGGUAAGGGUCUCGCGGCCUUCCUCAAGGCCAUCGGUUACCUUAUCCCCCUCAUGGAUGCAGAAUAUGCCAAUUAUUACACCAGGGAAGUGAUGUUGAUCCUGAUCAGGGAGUUCCAGUCUCCCGAUGAGGAGAUGAAGAAGAUCGUAUUGAAAGUCGUGAAGCAGUGUUGUUCCACUGACGGUGUCGAGGCACAGUAUAUUAAGGAAGAGAUCCUGCCGCAGUUCUUCAAACACUUCUGGAAUCACAGAAUGGCAUUGGACAGGCGUAACUACAGGCAACUCGUAGACACGACCGUGGAGAUCGCCAACAAAGUUGGGGCUUCAGAAAUCAUAAAUAGGAUCGUAGACGAUCUGAAAGACGAGAACGAACAGUACAGAAAGAUGGUCAUGGAGAGCAUAGAGAAGAUUAUGGGCAAUUUGGGGGCUGCCGAUAUAGAUUCUAGGCUGGAGGAGCAGCUGAUUGACGGUAUCUUAUAUGCUUUCCAGGAACAGACAACGGAAGAUGUGGUGAUGUUGAAUGGUUUUGGUACGAUCGUUAAUCAGUUAGGAAAACGUGUCAAACCAUAUUUGCCGCAGAUUUGCGGUACGAUCCUAUGGAGGUUGAACAACAAAUCUGCUAAGGUACGGCAGCAAGCUGCCGAUCUCAUCUCCAGAAUCGCCGUCGUGAUGAAAACUUGCCAAGAAGAAAAACUUAUGGGCCAUCUGGGUGUUGUUCUUUAUGAAUACUUAGGAGAGGAGUAUCCUGAGGUACUCGGUUCCAUCCUGGGUGCCUUGAAAGCCAUUGUUAACGUUAUUGGCAUGACGAAGAUGACGCCACCCAUCAAAGACUUGCUACCACGUCUUACGCCCAUCCUCAAGAACAGACACGAGAAAGUACAAGAGAACUGCAUCGAUUUAGUGGGUCGUAUCGCCGAUAGGGGCCCGGAGUACGUCUCUGCAAGGGAAUGGAUGAGAAUCUGCUUCGAGUUACUAGAACUCCUCAAGGCACACAAGAAGGCGAUCCGUAGAGCGACGGUCAAUACUUUUGGGUACAUCGCCAAGGCUAUCGGUCCUCACGACGUACUUGCCACGCUCCUCAAUAAUUUAAAAGUGCAGGAACGCCAGAACAGAGUCUGUACGACCGUUGCUAUCGCUAUUGUCGCUGAGACUUGCUCACCCUUUACGGUACUGCCCGCGUUGAUGAAUGAGUAUAGAGUGCCAGAACUAAACGUUCAGAAUGGCGUCUUGAAGUCGCUUUCUUUCUUGUUCGAAUACAUCGGGGAGAUGGGUAAGGAUUACAUUUACGCGGUGGCGCCAUUGCUAGAAGAUGCGUUGAUGGACAGAGAUUUAGUGCACAGGCAGACGGCUUGUGCCGCAAUAAAACACAUGGCUCUGGGAGUGUAUGGUUUUGGUUGCGAGGAUGCUCUCAUUCACCUGUUGAACUACGUGUGGCCCAAUAUAUUCGAGACGUCGCCACAUUUGGUACAGGCUUUCAUGGAUGCCAUCGAGGGGAUGAGAGUGGCUUUGGGGCCCAUUAAGAUUCUACAGUACACUUUACAGGGUUUGUUCCAUCCCGCCCGGAAAGUCAGAGACGUUUACUGGAAAAUCUAUAAUUCCCUGUACAUUGGAGGACAGGAUGCCCUCGUCGCUGGAUAUCCCAGGAUUGCCAACGACCCCAAAAAUCAAUAUAUCAGAUAUGAAUUAGAUUAUGCCUUGUAAAUCAAUUUAUUUUCUUCCGUUACUAAGAUUUAUUUAAACGUUAGGUUAAUGAAACACGUGUGACAAUGUAUGCAUUUUAUUUUAUAAAUGUUUCAAUCACAUUUGCUUAUAAAAUAAUACACAAACAUAGAAAGUUUUGUAUAUACAUGUUUUAGGGUAGUAGUUACUUUUUAUUUCUAGCAAUAAAUAUUUAAACCAAA